AUGAGCUCCAGAGGUCACAGCACGCUACCAAGGACUCUCAUGGCCCCUCGGAUGAUUUCCGAGGGAGACAUAGGAGGCAUUGCUCAAAUCACCUCCUCUCUAUUCCUGGGCAGAGGCAGUGUGGCCUCCAAUCGGCACCUCCUCCAGGCUCGUGGCAUCACCUGCAUUGUUAAUGCUACCAUUGAGAUCCCUAAUUUCAACUGGCCCCAAUUUGAGUAUGUUAAAGUGCCUCUGGCUGACAUGCCGCACGCCCCCAUUGGACUGUACUUUGACACCGUGGCUGACAAGAUCCACAGUGUGAGCAGGAAGCACGGGGCCACCUUGGUGCACUGUGCUGCAGGGGUGAGCCGCUCAGCCACGCUGUGUAUCGCGUACCUGAUGAAAUUCCACAACGUGUGCCUGCUGGAGGCGUACAACUGGGUGAAAGCCCGGCGACCUGUCAUCAGGCCCAACGUAGGCUUCUGGAGGCAACUGAUAGACUACGAGCGCCAGCUCUUUGGGAAGUCGACAGUUAAAAUGGUACAGACACCUUAUGGCAUAGUUCCCGACGUCUAUGAGAAGGAGUCCCGACACCUGAUGCCUUACUGGGGGAUUUAGUGCCACCGAAGUCUGCGUCAGCAGCCCGAGCGGGGCUGGCAUCUGCUGCCCGCCGUCUGCUCCCUCUCCGCUCUCUUCUCAAAUGGCUGACUUCUGGUUCUCCCUCAAGUGUUUUUUACACUGGGUGUUCAAAUUUAUUUUAAGAGAUAGGGAGGGAGGGGACAUAAAGGGAAUGCAUACAUUGCUAGUCACAUUUUUAAAAUUAACAUUUUGGAAGAGUGUUUAUGAAAAUCUUUAGCUUUUAAUCAUUUUUACCAAUUUGAACAGUUUAAUAAACUGGUUCUGCUCUCUUCUGAAUCUCAUGCCUUUGGCACCUUGGUAGGUGCAGGAGGAGCUCAGUGCAAAAAUCACUUUGGGGCCUCAUUAACCCUUUAGAGACAAACUUUGCCCCAGGCUGCUGACCAGACAGAUGCUUAGGGAAGGUUGAUACCAGCUUCAGUCUCUACUGGAUUAGCCCUACUGUUUCCUUUCCCCUCUAUUAUUUAGUGACUCUGUAAGUUAAAAUAAAUACACCCUGAUUAUUUAGCUGUUAAGUAACUAUAAUGAAAUCUGCUGCAAAAACUCUCUUGGAAUCCAUGUGCCCAGGAUUAUAUUAUUAGCAUUAUUUUUAAUAAAUCUAUAUGCUUAACAUAUUAGAA
Molecule: messenger RNA, 1235 nt
Organism: Symphalangus syndactylus (siamang)
Lineage: Eukaryota; Metazoa; Chordata; Mammalia; Primates; Hylobatidae
Gene: DUSP14
Product: dual specificity phosphatase 14
Biological process (GO): protein dephosphorylation
Cellular component (GO): cytoplasm
Molecular function (GO): MAP kinase tyrosine/serine/threonine phosphatase activity
Source: RefSeq, a predicted model, not a curated record